Molecule: messenger RNA, 4048 nt
Organism: Anguilla rostrata (American eel)
Lineage: Eukaryota; Metazoa; Chordata; Actinopteri; Anguilliformes; Anguillidae
Gene: dcbld1
Product: discoidin, CUB and LCCL domain containing 1
Exons: 15
Coding region: 214-2319 (701 amino acids)
Cellular component (GO): plasma membrane
Molecular function (GO): signaling receptor activity
Source: RefSeq, a predicted model, not a curated record
AGGUCGAGUGACCGCUGGGUGCCGCCUGUGGGAGAAAUCCGGAAGAGUUCAUUCAAGGAACCAGUGUUUGGAGGGGCAAGCAGGACUUCAGUGCGGCUCGUCGAGCUCCCAAACUCAGCGAGGGAAAAUCUGCACGCGAAAGGAAAUGUUUUACUGAGGAUUCGCAAAUGUUCUCUACAUCUCGUCGCUGUUUCGCAGAGAUUAACAGCCGAGAUGUCUGGAAACGAAAAACUUUAUGGAUUCUUUUUCGUUUGCUCCACACUUUCUUUGCUGUUUGGUGAGAAACCGGGAGACGACUGUGGCCACGCCGUCCUGGGCCCCGAGAGCGGAGUCAUCUCCUCCAAGAACUACCCCGGCACCUACCCCAACAACACCUGGUGCCAGGUGAAGAUCCGCCUGGCCGGGGGCGCCGGCGUCCUCCUGAAGUUCGCCGACCUGGACAUCGAGGCCAAGCAGUGCGACUCCGACCACGUCGUGGUCCUCCAAGGGGCCUACGGCGGCGACCCCGUGUUCGGGCCGUCCUGUGGGAACCUGAAGACGCAGCCCAGAGACACGGUGCUCGUCGACUCCAAUGAGAUCACCGUCCAGUUCCAGAGCGGAGUUCACAUCUCUGGCCGAGGGUUUCUCCUGUCCUACGCUACGAGGGAUCACAAGGAUCUGCUCACCUGCCUGGACAAAGGCAGCCAUUUCUCAACCUCAAAGUACACGAAGUACUGUCCGGCAGGAUGCAAAGCGGUGGCCGGGGACGUGUCCGGGGACGUUGCGCAGGGCUACAGACACACGUCCGUCCUGUGCAAAGCGGCCGUCCACGCGGGCGUCAUCCUGGACGAGGUGGGCGGGGCCGUAACGGUGGAGCAGCACAAAGGCCGCAGUCACUACGCCGCCGCCAGAGCCAACGGGAUCCAGUCCAAAGACGGCUCCCUGUCCGACACCCUCUUCACGUUCGUCACUGAUGACUUGAAGAAGCAGACGACGUUGCGUCCCGUGUCGGUGAACGCCAGCUCCUGGUGCCCGAGAUUCGCGGAAGCGUGGUGCUCGCGCGACUGGUCCCCCAACGGCACCCUCCCGGACACCGGGGGGCGCACGUGGGCGCCCGAACACAACGACCGCAAGCAGUGGCUCCAGCUGGACCUGGGGGAGAAGAAGAAAAUCACGGGGAUCAUAACCACAGGCUCGACUCUCCUGGAGUUCGACUACUACGUUCGGAGUUACAAGAUCGAGUACAAGGAGAGAAACCGCUGGAAGACGUACAUGCAGAACAACAGCUCAGACUACAUGGUGUUUGAGGGGAACGUGGACAGCCUCCACACGGUGCGGAACACCUUCCACCCGCCCAUCGUAGCGCGCUUCCUGCGCGUCGUCCCCUACGCCUGGAACCAGAAGAUCGCCCUGAGAGUGGAGCUGCUGGGCUGCCCCUAUGUCAGAGCGAACCUGUCCUCCCAGAUCAUCCCCCUGGAGACCGUGCGGCCAAAAUCCAGCCGCCCCAGGGAGGACGAGCAGACGACCCAGCCCGUGACCUCUCAGGCUGACAUAGUGCAACUGGCCAUCAUCAUCGCCUCCACCGUGGUGGGCGUGCUGCUGGUCGUGGUGGGAAUCUGCGUUUUCAAGAGCCUGCAGAAGAAGAAGACAAAGGAGACGCCGUACGGGGCCGCAGACGCACAGGAAACAGCAGGCUGCUGGAAGCAGAUACAGCCAUUCUCCCGUCACCAGUCCACAGAGUUCACCAUCAGCUACAGCUCUGAGAAGGACCCCGUGCAGAAGCUGGACUUGGUCACCAGCACCAUGGCGGAGUACCAGCAGCCCCUGAUGAUCGGGACGGGUACGGUGGCCCGGAAGGGCUCCACGUUCAGGCCCAUGGACACGGAGGCCAAGGACGAGGCCGCCGCCGACCCCGCCGCCGCGCACUACGACUACCUGCACACGGCCAACCAGUACGCCCUGCCCCUGACCAAUCAGGAGCCGGAGUACGCCACGCCCAUCAUCGAGCGCCACACCUUCCGGAAGGAGGGCUUCAUGCCGGACCCCUGCUACAGCGUGCCGGGCGCGGUCCUCAGCAAGACCCCCUCCUUCAAGGCCGUGGACUGCGGGCCCCCCAGGAAGGCGGGGGCCUUCUACCAGACCCCCCAGGUCAAAACGGACCGAGCCAACACCUCGGAGGGCGUCUACGACUGCCCCAAAGCGAGCGCGCCCCCGGCCCAGAACGGGACGGCCGGGGACUACCAGAGGCCCCAGGCCAAGCCGUCGGUGCUGGAGAGCUACUCCUCCCCCAGGGACUGCGUGAAAGCUGGGGGCGCUGUGACCCCGAACCCCGGCGUCUGACCCCCAAAACAGGACACGCUCGCGCUUCGGUCCAUCGCGCUGGGUUAACAGGCCCGAGCGACUCUUUCUACCGUAAAUAAUUUUGUUUGGACCGCGUCCGGCGGCCGGGAGACGCCCGUGUCUGUGCCCGUGGUGUAGCGCCGAUCUCCGCGGACAGACUGGAGGUGCAGUUACAAAGCCGCGCGACGGACCACACGUGUGUGUGUGUCUGUCGUUUUUAUACGUGGGUCCAGAUACGUCGGUUUUUUCACCCCGUGUAAAAAUGUUUGAGGGCGUCGGCUUUCUCGAAGGCACACGAUGAACGCUUUGAGGGAGGCGGUUGAAGGUUUGUAAAAUGCGCUUGGAGCCUAGCGUUUGGGAAAUUCCUCGCGUCUCCAUACACCGUGACCCGCGAUGGCAAGCGCUCACAGGUGAAAGAAUCCGUGAUCUGGGUGCAGGUCGGGGCACUGCCGAGCCCAGACUAAAGGUUGACUUGCCUUUAAUUCUCAUUCACUGGGAUUUGGGAAUUAGCAGCUAAAUACCCAGCUAAGAGCGCGAUCAGGUCCAGCUUUAACGUCUGCUUCCUUAUGUCUUCCAGGGGGCCUGUUAGAAAGGGAAACUCGUAUGUGCACCCGAAGCUCUGAAUCAUCUGUUUUAAUAGCUGCCUCCCCAGAUAUGAUUGUGGGGCGGUGAUAAAAAAAAAAAAGAGAGAGAGAAUCGGAACCGCUCCAGUUGUGGACGGAAAGUGCUAGAAGGGGGGAAGCUUUAAAGCCGGCUAGUUGAGGUGGCGGAUUUGUGUCCUCUGUGAGCCUUGAGAGGGGAAGAUUUAUGCGGCAGAAGUGGCUCUUGCGAGAGAGAGAGAGUGAGAGAGCGAGAGAGAGUGAGUGAGAGAGAGAGAGUGAGACCGAGUGAGAGAGAGAGUGAGCGAGCGAGAGGGGUCUCCGGGAGACGUGAUGCACGAGGAUUCCCUCUCGAUAAAGAGGCUGAAAUGAGCCGUGUCGCGGGGUUGCGGUCGAAGUGCGCUCAGCGGUGCAGGUGACCGAGGCGCAGCUGGCCGACCGCGCAGGGCUCCGGUCCGACAUCCGCCGCUCGUUUAAAAUCCCGUAAAACAGGAGACGGGACCGAGUCAGCCAGGAGUCAAUCAGAAAUACUUUAUGGGGUUCCAGGGGAGGGAGGGGUGCUUACUGGACUGCAGAAUCACAGCUAAAGGAAAGCUGCUGUUGAGAUAAUCGGUUCAAUCGAACCUUCUCUAGGGCCACCAGCACUUGGUGAUGGUAUGUCCCAUUUUUUAUUUUUUAUUUUAUUUUAAAUGGAGGUGAAGACCGAGCCAUGUUAAAUGGUACCUUAUCAAAGGUCUAGUUUUUAAACGGCAUAAUUGUUUGUACAUACAGGUGUGCAGUAUGCAUGUAGAUGUAUUUAGUCGAGAGGAAAGAAAACCCUGUUUGUUGUCCUGUGCUGUCGACUGUACGAAAUGCACCUAUGAGCGUGGUGUUGCUGCUGUGUACAGGAGACAGGUCUCGGGACGGACUGAGGACUCUAAUUUCUGUGAAAUGUUUUGGCGGGGGGGAGGGAGGGAGGGGGAUUUAACGACGUCUGUGAUUUACACAAAGAGCUCUGCCGCAGACGCUUCUGCGAUGACCCUUCUUCCCUCAGUGUUUGGUUUACAUUGUUUUCUGAAAGCUGUGCAGUACGUGGGAACCUGAAAUAAAAAGAAAAAAAACACAACAUGCUGAAAACACAUGCGGCGGAG